AUGGGGGAAGAGGAAGAUGGAAUGGCACCCAGACCCCCAACCAUGGAUUCGCAGUCAUUAAUGACAUCCCAAAAUACAUUUGGAGAUCCAAAUGAUGUCCCGGAUCAUAAUUUGUACCCUCCAAAUUCGAGUAAUCCGGAGUACUUCCAACAACAAUUUUCUGCAUUCCCAGAGUCUUCAGAAAAUGUUGGUUGUACAUUUUCUGAUGCUGCUGAUGAAAUGUUAUUUGACAUAAAUGAAGAUUUAGAGGGUACCACUGUUAUCCCGGAUGAUGAGGUACGGGUCGAAACACCAAGAGCCGGCAUGGAAUUUGUUAGUGAGAAUGAGCUGAUGGACUAUUAUAAGAAAUAUGCCAAGCAAGAGGGGUUUGGUGUAAGGACACAGAGGACUAAGAGAGAUGACGAAGGGAGAUCCGUGUAUGUUACUAUUGGUUGUGCCCGUGGCGGAAAAUACCAACCUAAGAACAUUAAUAUGUCGAAGCCACGUGCGACAACCAAAACGGAUUGUAAAGCAAAGAUAAAUGCAACGUUGAACAAGAACGACAAAUGGGUUAUCACUACAGUUGAAAGUGCACACAACCACAUUACGGUCAGCCCCAAGAAGACAAGACUCUUGCGAUCUCACAGGCAUCUAGAUGAGCACAGUUAG
Molecule: messenger RNA, 648 nt
Organism: Carya illinoinensis
Lineage: Eukaryota; Viridiplantae; Streptophyta; Magnoliopsida; Fagales; Juglandaceae
Product: protein FAR1-RELATED SEQUENCE 5-like
Exons: 3
Coding region: 1-648 (215 amino acids)
Source: RefSeq, a predicted model, not a curated record